Messenger RNA from Striga asiatica, 375 nucleotides. The record is from the annotation of a GenBank genome assembly. Lineage: Eukaryota; Viridiplantae; Streptophyta; Magnoliopsida; Lamiales; Orobanchaceae.
AUGACUUGGACGUUCCUACGAAACAAGACGGAGGAAUGUCCUAUGUUGGAGGAACAGCUCUUUCUCGCGACGCCCUUUAGGUUCGAUGUAAUUGACCCGUCUUACCCUUUAUGGAAGUUCUUCCAUACCUCCCUCCACCCUCAAUUGAGUGCCCAAGUCUACCACAAAUUGGCGGAAUCCCGAGUGCCUCGCAAGAUGGGAUCAACUUACCAAUACGGUCCUCGAACCAAUCCAGAUCCCAACAAAAUAGUGCCAAAUGAUGCGAUCAGAGACAGGAUUCAAGCUAAGAGGGAUAGAAAGAAUUUUGAGCGAGUCAAUAGGCAAGAAAACUCGGUUGAUCAAGUCUUGAUUCCAGUCUCCAUUUCUCCCAAUUAA